This is a messenger RNA of Gryllus bimaculatus (two-spotted cricket), 2451 nucleotides long. The record is from the annotation of a GenBank genome assembly. NCBI's taxonomy places the organism in Eukaryota, Metazoa, Arthropoda, Insecta, Orthoptera, Gryllidae.
AUGCGCAUGCGCGACGCGCGGCCCGAGCCGGCCAUCCGCUGCGCGGUGCUGGGCGGCGGCGCGCGCCCGCCGCCGCGCGCGCCCGACCACCGCUCGCCCGCGCGCCUGCGCAUCGACCCCAAGGUGCUCGUCUUCGUCGAGACCACCUACUCGCGCCUCGGACGCGAGAUCGCCGAGCUGCUCGUCUACAACCGCAUCAAAUACAAAGUGGAAGUGGCAGGCAAGUCGUUGCCAGUGCUGACCAACCUGGACAAGGGCAAGUACGGCGUGAUCGUGUUCGAGAACCUGAACAAAUACCUGCAGAUGGACAAAUGGAAUCGCGAGCUGCUGGACAAGUACUGCCGCGAGUACAGCGUCGGCGUCGUGGGCUUCCACCCGCCCUCUGAGGAGACGCUGGUGGGCGCGCAGCUGCGCGGCUUCCCGCUCUUCAUCCACACCAACCUGCGUCUCAAGGAUGCUGCUCUCAAUGCUGCUUCCCCUAUAUUACGAUUAACACGUGCGGGUGAAACUGCAUGGGGACCUCUCCCAGGGGAGGACUGGACGAUUUUCAGUCCAAAUCAUUCCACAUAUGAGCCAUUAGCAUGGGCCACACGCAACCCUGAAGAUUUCCCUGGUAGUGAGGAAGCUGCUAAAUCACCUCUUUCAACUGUAAUACAGGACCACGGAAUGUUUGAUGGAAUUCAGAGAGUGUUGUUUGGCAGUGGAUUACGUUUCUGGUUGCAUAAGUUGUUGUUCCUUGAUUCAUUGUCCUAUCUGAGCCAUGGACAGCUAAGUGUAAGCCUGCAGCGUUAUUUGCUUGUGGAUGUGGACGACAUCUUUGUUGGAGAGCGGGGCACACGACUGAGAAAGGAUGAUGUAGUAGCUCUUCUGGCUACACAAAAGAGAAUUCAACAAAUGGUGCCAGGAUUUAAAUUUAAUUUGGGGUUCUCUGGAAAGUACUUUCAUCAUGGCACUUCUGAAGAAAAUCAGGGUGACGAUAUGCUCCUAGAGCAUGCAAGUAGUUUUAUGUGGUUCAGUCAUAUGUGGAAUCAUCUGCAACCUCAUUUGUAUGAUAAUUUGACCCAACUUGAGCAGGAUAUGGCUCUAAACAAAGAGUUUGCCAAGGAACAUGGUAUACCCAUUGAUUCUGGUUAUUCCAUUGCACCACAUCAUUCUGGAGUGUAUCCUGUGCAUGAGUUAUUGUAUGAAGCCUGGAAAAGGGUUUGGAAUAUUAGAGUGACUGCUACUGAAGAAUAUCCUCAUUUGCGACCUGCAAGGUUGCGGAGAGGUUUCAUUCACCGAAAUAUUAUGGUAUUGCCACGACAGACUUGUGGAUUGUUCACUCAUACAAUAAUGAUAGAGCGCUACCCAGGAGGUCGUGAGAAACUAGAUGAAGCUAUACAAGGAGGAGAACUUUUUCAGACAAUAGUUUACAAUCCAAUUAAUAUUUUUAUGACACAUAUGUCAAAUUAUGGCAAUGAUCGCCUGGCAUUAUACACUUUUGAGUCUGUAAUUAAGUUUCUGCAGUGCUGGACCAACCUACAUCUUAGUACUGCUCCUCCUUUGCAACUUGGUGAACGUUACUUUCAGUUGUAUCCUGAAGAAGGUGAUCCUGUAUGGGGGAACCCAUGUGAUGAUUUGAGACACCAGAGAAUUUGGUCUCGAAAUAAAACAUGUGAGCAAUUACCUAGGUUUUUGGUAAUUGGUCCACAGAAAACUGGCACUACUGCCCUCUACACAUUCCUUUCAAUGCAUCCAGAUAUUAGUAGUAAUUUCCCCAGUCCAGAUACUUUUGAAGAAAUUCAGUUUUUUAAUGGCAAAAACUAUUACAGAGGUCUUGACUGGUACAUGAAUUAUUUUCCAAUUCCAAAAAAUUCAACCGCUCGUUAUUUGUUUGAGAAGAGUGCAACAUACUUUGAUGGGGAUCUUGUUCCUAGGAGAGCACACGCACUUUUACCUCAUGCCAAACUGGUUACUAUUUUGAUAUCUCCAGCCAAGAGAGCAUACAGUUGGUAUCAGCACACCAGAGCCCAUGGUGAUCAAGUAGCAUUAAACUACUCUUUUCAUCAAGUGAUAACUGCUAGUGAUACUGCCCCCAAAUCUCUCAGAGAGCUGCGAAAUAGAUGUCUCAACCCUGGGAAAUAUGCUCAGCACUUAGAAAGAUGGCUGACAUAUUAUGCCCCACAGCAACUACACAUUAUUGAUGGUGAUCAACUCAGAUCAAAUCCUGUAGAAGUUAUGAAUGAACUCCAGAGGUUUUUGAAAAUUCAGCCACCGUUUGACUAUUCUCAGCAUCUCAGGUAUGAUCCAAAGAAAGGGUUUUUCUGCCAAGUUAUUAAUGGGGACCAUACUAAAUGCUUAGGUCGAAGCAAAGGGCGUCAAUAUCCACCAAUGGAAGAAAAAUCAUACAAGUUGCUUCAGGUAAGCAAUCUGUUUAUGGAUCUAUUUUAUAACAUGGUUUUUGUGAAAUAA